AUGGGACUUACCGAGAGUAAAAUCGUCCUGGAAAGAUUUAGUGCCGCAUGCUUUGAAGCAGAUUGCCAUAGGCGUGACGAUAUCCGCGACCUCCUUUCUGAUGAUAAUUUUUUAAGGCUCCUAAAUAAUCUAUGGAAACAAAUCCCCCCAGUUUCAAAGAAACGAAUCAUAAAGGCCAAUCGUCGUAAAUCUGCGAAAUAUGCGACGCCCCCAAAAGUUGACAACAUGUCUGACGACGUGCCCGAGAGCUUGAUGAAAUUUAUCCCACAAUGGAAAAACAACAUUCAAAGCUUUUUCACUGAGGAGGACGCGCUUGACCUCAACUUGGAUCAUCCUGUAGCUGAGUCGUACAGGCUACUUUUACAACUGGAGAACCGGGGAGAAAGGGAUACUUGGCGUACCCGGUUCCUCAAAGUCGUGUUCCACCGUCUUAUGAAGCAAAUAAGCAGUGGUCAGUACACGCAGUCGGCCGAUGUCACGAGAGCCACAACAAUAAUCAAAAAUUCUGGUAUUGGUGACAAUUCCGAACAAAUUAGAGAGCGUUUCAUUGCCUGGGGCAAGGCUGGGCAGAGAUUAGAGUUACUUUGCACAGAUCUUUUAGAUGCUAGGGACAGGUGUGAUGAUGGCAGAAAGAAAGAAGAGCAUCUCGGUUUCUUGUUCCGCUUGCCUAAGUACAUGACGGAUAACUACUUAAGGAAACUCCCUAAAACUGGAGUCACCCGAAACCAAGAAAUCAGACGUUUAAAGGACAGUGGCUUGCAUGCAGGAACGCAAUACAGCACUUUAAGUGAUCUUGCUUUCAAUAUCUUCCAUCAUCUAUGGGGUUUCAUUGAAAGAUCACUCGCGCAGGAAGCUUUCAUAAUACAGGAAGGACCAAUACUUUCGCGCCAAGCAGUGUCCCGAUCUCGAAGCAAAAGAAGCGCGUGCGGAACUGCUGAUGCCGGUAGAGGCAAUACACCUCUAAUUCCACAACCUUUAUCGGGACGACUUUUGAAUUACCAGGCAGAAAACAAGGGAGUCGACGAAGCACUCCAUCAUAACAACACGCCGAGCGCCGCAUUUCAUAUCUUUGAAGAAGCUGGUCAGAGUCCUGCAAGACCUUGUUGGGAUAGCCCUAACACAGGUUUGCAAGCCAAUCGCCAGAAUGAACUAUUGCCAAGCAUGAUGGUGGAUGGCUUUAAUCCGCGGCAGAACAUCCAUCCCACGCUGCUAGAUGGGUUCGCCAUUCCAUCGGCUGAGAGCACGACGGUCGAUGCCUUUGAUCCGCGGCAGAACAUCCAUCCCGCACUGCUAGAUGGGUUCGCCAUUCCAUCGGCUGAGAGCACGACGGUCGAUGCCUUUGAUCCGCGGCAGAACAUCCAUCCCGCACUGCUAGAUGGGUUCGCCAUUCCAUCGGCUGAGAGCACGACGGUCGAUGCCUUUGAUCCACGGCAGAACAUCCAUCCCACGCUGCUAGAUGGGUUCAGAGUUCCUCAAGACGACUUUCCUAUUUCAGGAGAGUUCACGCUACCAGUACCACGAGCCUCCGAUCAGGGCAUGUCUAAUUCACCAAAUUGUUCAGGGCAAGAUGCCCAGAAUAGACGCUUUAAUGCCUACCCAUCCGACGGAGUAAAUUGCCCAGAGGUAUCUAGCCAGCCACAUUUCCAAUCUUUAUUAGCUUAUUGA
Molecule: messenger RNA, 1665 nt
Organism: Aspergillus chevalieri
Lineage: Eukaryota; Fungi; Ascomycota; Eurotiomycetes; Eurotiales; Aspergillaceae
Exons: 3
Coding region: 1-1665 (554 amino acids)
Source: RefSeq, a predicted model, not a curated record